Hemisphaericaspora subhashii is the source of this 1431-nucleotide messenger RNA. RefSeq lists its product as uncharacterized. The transcript has a single exon. Lineage: Eukaryota; Fungi; Ascomycota; Pichiomycetes; Serinales; Debaryomycetaceae. The coding region runs from base 1 to 1431 and encodes 476 amino acids. The record is from RefSeq and is a predicted model, not a curated record.
AUGAUUAUAAAGGUCACAAUUAAAUCACCUACAUAUAGAUCGAUACUAUCAAUUCCAUUCCGAUGUUAUUCUGAUAUCCCAAAAGUACCACUAUCUAAUGCUACCAAGUCUGUAAAUACAUCAUCCAAUAAGAGCAACCAUAAAGAUGAUCCUUCAAGCGAUUCUCCAAAGGAACCAGACGCAGAUGAAAUCAAUUCAGCGAUAGUUGAAAGAAUGAAACAAAUCCUAGAAGAGAAAAUAUCAACAAAUGCAUCCAAUAUGAAUACCCUUCGACAAGUUGAUUCAUCAAUCAAUUCCAUAUUUCAAAAAUAUGCUCCACCAGGCACCGAUAUAAAACAAGCAAAUUCAUAUAUCAAAAGUGAACCAUUAUUAAAAGCCAACAAACAUGCUAGAGAUAUCUAUAAUACCCAACCUUGGCAAGGAGAAGAAACUAACAUAGAUGCCAAUUUAAGAAUGAUUCUUGAUCUGAAGCCACCUCCAAUGAAAUUAUCAAGAAAAGCGGCAGCAUCAACUACCAAAGAAAAAUUAGCACAAGCUAGAGAUCUUACUCUAGAUUAUAAGCUAAAUCCAAAAUCAAGUGGGUCUACACCAAAGGAUGACAAUUUCCGGGAAUUGUAUAAAGAAAGAUUAUUAGGACCAGACCAAUUCAUUCCAUUAUCAUCAUCAGCUACUGAUUAUGUUGGAAGUAUUGCUAGUAAUCGAAUUAAUUCAAGUAUUAAUUUAAAAACGGGACAAUUUGAAACUCCCGAUAUGGCAAAAGUUAGAGGGAAACCUUUAAAUCGAGAACAUUUGGCAAAUUGUACUGAUUCGAAUUAUUUUAUGAAUCAAAUAUUGAAUAAACAAUCAGUAUUACCUCCAUGGAUUGAAUCUCAACGAGGAUUAAAUUCGGAAAUUGAUAGGCUUAGAAGUAAAAUUGAUCAAAUGUGGUUUACUUGGAUUAUUCAUCAUUCUAGUAUUGCACCAAUUGUGAAAGUUUCUCUGAAUUUAGAAGUAAUUGAAGAUUCAUUUGAAAAGAAUUUAAGUAAUUUUACAUUUAAUAUUAAUGGAUAUAAAGUAUUACCUAAAUCUGAAUUGGAAUAUAUUGAAGCCAAAAUUGAAUCAAUUAAUAAACAAAUUAGAGAUUAUAAUUUACAAUGUCCUUCAAGUUCUGGUCAUAAAUUUAAAUUAUCAAUUGAUAAAGAAUUAAAAGAUUCAUAUUUUAGAACUCUUGAAAAUUUCUCCAAAAAUCUUGAAAUAUGGUUUGAUAAACAUAAACGGAAAUCUCCAACUAUUCAAAUUAAUCGAGAAUCUAUGCUGCCAGGGUUGCUUAGUAUUUGGGGUGAUGAUAAUGAACCUCACCUUAAAGCAACUGGUCUGAUCGAACCUAAUCCUAAUCAGGAUACAAGCUUACAUUUCUGGGAAGCAAUAAAAGAUAUAUUCAAAAAGAAGUAA